UUUCGUUUCAGAGAGAGGGAGAGAGGAGAGCUCUGCCUCUGGUCACUGUAUAACAGAUGUUCAAAAUCUCCCGCCAAACUCCACAUCCGUUCCCUCCGUUGCUCUAACCGGCUACCGCCGGUGGAACACUUUAUUAGUUAUAAGUUCUUCCUUUUUUCGGCUCUGGUUUCCUUUUCAUUUCUUCGUCUUAUUUUUUCGGCCAAUUCAUCGUUUCUGUAUGAAAUGAAAUCCGUGGGCGAUGCUUGGCUUCUGUGAUCUUUCUAGAAACUAGGGUUUUCAGUGAUUUAUCGAUCAUAUUCGUCUCUGAAGCUUCCGCUUUUGAAUCAAGACAAUGAGCGCUGUGAAUAUUACGAACGUUGCGGUCUUGGAUAAUCCGGCACCGUUUCUCAACCCCUUUAAGUUCGAGAUCUCUUACGAGUGCUUGAUUCCUCUCAAAGACGACUUGGAAUGGAAACUCGUCUAUGUAGGAUCUGCUGAAGAUGAGAGUUGCGACCAACUCCUAGAGAGUGUGCUUGUUGGGCCUGUAAAUGUUGGCAAUUACCGCUUUCUCUUCCAGGCUGACCCUCCAGAUCCAUCAAAGCUCCCAGAGGAGGAUAUCAUUGGGGUCACAGUGCUUCUGCUGACCUGCUCUUAUCUGGGACAGGAGUUUAUCAGAGUGGGUUACUAUGUGAACAAUGAUUAUGCUGAUGAGAAGCUGACAGAAGAACCUCCACAAAAGGUUUUGAUAGAUAGGAUACAAAGAAAUAUAUUGGCUGACAAACCUAGAGUAACGAAGUUCCCCAUCAAUUUUCACCCUGAGACCAAUGAGAAUGGAGGACAGCAGCAUCCUUCAACUGAUCAUCCUACUGAAACCAAGGAGAAUGGGGUGCAGCUACCUUCAUUACCAGAUCAUCCUUCUGAUAAGGAGAAACUAUAAAUAGAAGUAUAUGCCAAAUUUAGCCUUAAAUUUUUUGUGAAGGUAUGCUGCAUGAUUGUCAUAGCAGCUGAAAUGAGUUGGACAGUAUCCGCAAACAUAUUCAGAAUUGACCUCAUUUGGAGGAUAGUGUUAUCACGUUUAUGAUACUUGAGUCAUAUGUAUAAUUAUAUUGUGUAUUUUUGGGAUGCCAAUUUGUGGUUCACUGAAUGGAUGUUCUUUGUA
Macadamia integrifolia is the source of this 1138-nucleotide messenger RNA. RefSeq names its product probable histone chaperone ASF1A. Lineage: Eukaryota; Viridiplantae; Streptophyta; Magnoliopsida; Proteales; Proteaceae. The record is from RefSeq and is a predicted model, not a curated record. Gene Ontology annotation, biological process: DNA replication-dependent chromatin assembly. Gene Ontology annotation, molecular function: histone binding. The transcript is spliced from 3 exons. The coding region runs from base 332 to 916 and encodes 194 amino acids. Gene Ontology annotation, cellular component: nucleus.